AUGGGUCAGGAGGUGGUGGCGUUGGUGGGCACAGAAGCGCCAGCGGCGGGGAUGGGGGGACCGCCACCGACUUCUUUGGCGCCUGGGUUUAGGUUUCAUCCUACAGAUGAGGAGUUGGUGAGGUACUAUCUGAGGAGGAAGGCCUGUGGAAAGCCCUUUCGGUUUCAAGCUGUUACUGAAAUUGAUGUCUACAAAUCUGAGCCCUGGGAGCUAGCUGAUUAUUCAUCGCUGAAAACGAGAGAUCAAGAAUGGUACUUUUUCAGUCCUGUGGAUAGGAAGUAUGGCAAUGGGUCUCGGCUAAAUCGUGCAACUGGCAAAGGGUAUUGGAAGGCAACCGGGAAGGAUCGGUCUGUGCUUCACAGAAACCAGACUAUUGGAAUGAAGAAAACUCUUGUUUUCCAUAGUGGGCGAGCUCCUGAUGGAAAGAGGACGAACUGGGUAAUGCAUGAGUAUAGGCUUUGCGACAUAGAAUUGGGAAGGGUUGGAGUUGCACAGGAUGCAUUUGUGCUCUGUAGAAUCUUUCAGAAGAGUGGUUUAGGACCACCCAAUGGGGACCGGUAUGCACCUUUUGUCGAGGAGGAAUGGGAUGAUGAUGCAGCCCUUGUGGUUCCUGGCGAAGAGGCUGAAGACAAUAUGGCCAAUGGUGAUGAAGCAAGAAUUGAGGGCAAUGACCUUGACCAGGAUAACCGUCCUCACAGCAUGGACUUGGUGCAAAAUCUUCUGUUUCUUUGCAAGAGGGAGAGAUCAGAAGAUCCUGAACACCUUUGUUUAGCUCAAAAUAAAAGAUCAAAGCAUGAUGACGUUCCCAACUCCAGCCAUGCAAAUGGAUCGGAAGAUUCAACUACAACAAGCCAGGAUCCCAAAACAAUGAUGAUGACGACACUUUCUUCCCCUGCACUUCUGGAAUUUCCUUUAUUAGAACCGGUCGAACCCAAAGAAAACCAAAACAACCCACCUACAUUUGACUCUUCAAACCUGGAGAAAUCUGUGCCCCCUGGGUAUCUGAAAUUUAUCGGCAACUUGGAGAAUGAAAUCCUGAAUGUCUCCAUGGAGAGGGAGACUUUGAAGAUCGAAGUGAUGAGGGCUCAAGCUAUGUUCAACGUUCUCCAAUCACGCAUUGAAAUGUUGGCCAAAGAAAACGAGGAGCUAAGGCAUCAUGUCCGGAAAGGGUAA
Messenger RNA from Fraxinus pennsylvanica, 1173 nucleotides. The record is from the annotation of a GenBank genome assembly. NCBI's taxonomy places the organism in Eukaryota, Viridiplantae, Streptophyta, Magnoliopsida, Lamiales, Oleaceae.